Ostertagia ostertagi is the source of this 1431-nucleotide messenger RNA. The record is from the annotation of a GenBank genome assembly. NCBI's taxonomy places the organism in Eukaryota, Metazoa, Nematoda, Chromadorea, Rhabditida, Trichostrongylidae.
AUGCCGUACAUUGCCGUUCUCCCUGAACAUUUUAUGACGAGAAAAUGGGCAACAAAGUUGAUAACACUUCUCAUCGGCAUCCAUAGGACUGUUCGCUACCGGCGCGAGUUAGAAGAUUUCCUCACUCUCACGUCUUCUCUACAUGUCCAAAUACCCCACGAUCAAAGUGAUGUGAUUCCACCACAUGAAAUGUGGACAGUAUUGGCGCGAACGGACGGAUCUGGAGAGAAAGGGAAGAAGCUCGUGGAAAACACUAAAAUCAGGAAAAUGGCAAAAGCAAUUGCCAUAUUUAUUCCUCUGCUCGGGCUUGGAAUAGUCAUUGCUGGGGUGGUUGUCAUUGUAUUGACAACUGGGAAUUCCACAAACGAAGAUUAUUCGCAAGAUACAAAUGUUAUGUAUUUCGCGUUCUAUCGUGGAGAUCCUGACAGUCCAGCUCGAAUGCGAAUACGGAGGGCAUUCAAGAAGUUCAAGCAGCUGACGCAGGGAAGAAACGAUGAUCUUCUCGUGUUCUACAUCCCCUGCAACGUCACAUUGGAAGAUCCAAGCGACAUGAAUGAUAUAAAUGAGUUUGUCAAAGAAAAGCUAGCUCAUCAAGGAAAAACAAUGGUUGUAUCCCACACGAUGUCUGCAGAAUACGUCAGCCUAUAUUACAAUCAUUCUAUACAUAAAGUGAUUGGCAAGGAUAACAGGGGCAGUGUGGCUCACAGAAUCGCCGAGUUUGGACACAGAGCGAAACGAAGCGAACCACCUUGGAUGAGAAGGGAGAGCACGUCGACAUCUGAGCCUUCGACUUAUACGACAUCAACAGAUUCGACGACUUCUAUAGAGCCACCUUGGAUGAGAACGGAGAGCACGUCGACAUCUGAGCCUUCGACUUAUACGACAUCAACAGAUUCGACGACUUCUAUAGAGCCACCUUGGAUGAGAACGGAGAGCACGUCGACAUCUGAGCCUUCGACUUAUACGACAUCAACAGAUUCGACGACUUCUAUAGAGCCACCUUGGAUGAGAACGGAGAGCACGUCGACAUCUGAGCCUUCGACUUAUACGACAUCAACAGAUUCGACGACUUCUAUAGAGCCACCUUGGAUGAGAACGGAGAGCACGUCGACAUCUGAGCCUUCGACUUAUACGACAUCAACAGAUUCGACGACUUCUAUAGAGCCACCUUGGAUGAGAACGGAGAGCACGUCGACAUCUGAGCCUUCGACUUAUACGACAUCAACAGAUUCGACGACUUCUAUAGAGCCACCUUGGAUGAGAACGGAGAGCACGUCGACAUCUGAGCCUUCGACUUAUACGACAUCAACAGAUUCGACGACUUCUAUAGAGCCACCUUGGAUGAGAACGGAGAGCACGUCGACAUCUGAGCCUACGACUUAUACGACAUCAACAGAUUCGACGACUUUACAGCCACCUUAUGCUACUUAG